Messenger RNA from Aspergillus bombycis, 1992 nucleotides. RefSeq lists its product as uncharacterized. The record is from RefSeq and is a predicted model, not a curated record. Bases 1 to 1992 code for a protein of 663 amino acids. Lineage: Eukaryota; Fungi; Ascomycota; Eurotiomycetes; Eurotiales; Aspergillaceae. The transcript is spliced from 4 exons.
AUGUGGUUUCGUUAUAAACCUACAAAUACAGCGGACCGACUUCCCCUGGGGAAAUACCCAUCUCAAUCGGAGACACCGAUCGUAACACACGACUUGGAUGAUCCCACGCAGUAUCAGGAGCAAGUCAGUCAAUGGGGUAUCGGGUGGAAAACCACACUCAUCCUCUGUGGCAGUUUUUCCUUAGCACUGGCACUAGCUAUUACUCAUGUAGUAGUCUUCCGAUAUCUCGACGGAAAGUUUGAAGAUGAUCCAAACAUCCCGUCACAAACCUAUGUCACGGCAGCCUCAACUAUUGUGGCGAACGUGAUCAGCUUCUGCAUUCGCAUCUGCCUGGCAGCGGCGUUUACUCAAUAUUUCUGGCAUCUUGUCCGGAUUUCUCCCAUGCGGCUUGAAACUUUGGAAUUUCUCUACACUAUGAGAGGAAGCCCAAUGUCAUUCUUUUCCUUAACUGUGCUUCAAAAGGGGUGGCUACUAGCUAUCAUUACAAUGGUCCUCUGGGCCGUUCCUGUCGCUAUGAGUUUUCCAUCAAGCUCAAUGACUGUCAGAAGUAUGACGAGGACGCAUGAGGUAUCCCAGACACAGGUACCAGGUAUGAAUCUUUCAGAGACCUGGGACGGUAACACCACAGCUAUCACGGAUAAGGCAUUAGCCUUGUUUGUGCCGAAUAAUUGGAGAGACCGGAAUGAUACUGAUUACGUUGAGGUACUCCGCGCUGAUCAGUUCAGCCUUGUAAAUAUGGGGAUCGAGAUUAAGCCUGUUAUUUACCAGCUGGCUACAGACACCAUUGUGAAUGGCGGACCAAAGACAAUGAGCUCACCUUGUGGACUGAAUUGCUCUUACGAGCUUUCCUUCGAUGGGCCAUACCUGAGCUGCAACAGUACUGAUGUUGAAAAGGUCAGUCCGCCGUACAACGUCAGUAGUGUCUGGCUCUCUGCGCUGGAAAGCAACUGGACUGAAACACCAGGCGCGAACCCAAGGGUUAUUCCUUUGAAGAGCUUUCAAAUGAAGAAUGCAGAGGUAUAUGACUGGGUUCGGAAUGAUUCCGCGGGCACCGCUCAAUUUGAAUACGUGUCACAUGUACUGACAUGUCGCCCUCGCCGGGCGAAAUACCAUGUCGUCCAGAGAUUUGGUAACGGCGAACAGUCAUCCACCGUCACUAUAAGUGAUGUGCGUAACUUGGUGGAAAUGGAUGAGAAAUUCUAUUUCUCCAAGAAUAAUAUGACCCAAGCUGUUGUUGACACAAUUCGUGAUCGUAAUAUAAUGACACUAAUUAUGGCAAUGACCAAAGGAAUAUCUGGAAAAGUAUGGGCGAUGGUGUAUGGUGUGGAUUCACUCGAACCGAUAUCACAGGAGGCGCUGACUGGAUCAACAGUGGUCAAAGACAAUAUCCUCGUCCAAUCUACCCGUCUCUUUAAUGGAUACAGUGAUACUUGGGAAGGAACUCUCACUACGUGGUACAGCUUAUUUACUGUAAACGAAGAGAUCCUUAACUCGAUGCUGGCGAACAUCACCCUUAGCGCAAUCAACCAUUUCCAGCUCUGGCCGACUUUGACCAACGUGACUCGACAGGAUCUACGUACACAAUAUGUGUGGUCUCGGCCGCUGAACCUUCUUCUGCCGUAUUUCCUCUCCUUAGGGGUUGCUCUGCCGUUGGCAGCCUUGGGCUAUUGGUCGCUGCGCAAAAACGGUGUACCAGCCACAGAUAAUGGCUUCCUACAAGUUGUAAUGUCUACACGGGGAAACCAUAAACUUGAUCAGCUAGCGAUGGGAGGUUGCUUGGGAGGAAACCAUAACGAGUCCGCUGAACUCAAAAACCUCGAGGUUCAGUUUGGAGAGCUGGUUCAACCGGAUAGAUCCAGGUUGGACAUGGAGCCAAACCAUCCCGGAUACCACACAACAGAUGUCAGAUUGGCUGGGUUUGCACCCAAAGAUGAAGUUGCUCCCCUCGUGGUUGGAAAACGAUAUGGGAAGCUGUCUGGAGACCGAGGGUGA